Molecule: messenger RNA, 1372 nt
Organism: Fukomys damarensis (Damara mole-rat)
Lineage: Eukaryota; Metazoa; Chordata; Mammalia; Rodentia; Bathyergidae
Gene: Mis18a
Product: MIS18 kinetochore protein A
Exons: 5
Coding region: 54-749 (231 amino acids)
Biological process (GO): CENP-A containing chromatin assembly; chromosome segregation
Cellular component (GO): nucleus; chromatin; chromosome, centromeric region
Source: RefSeq, a predicted model, not a curated record
CGCGCGGACGGGUUUUUCCCGUGGCGCUCUGGGGCGCGGGAGAUUCGUAGACAAUGGCUGGAGUUUGGUCUCCAUACUGUGGUAAGGGAUGCGCUUCUGUUUCCUGUGUGUGUGAUCACAAGAAGAGGGGCGACUCCUCGCUGCUGGGCCGGCGGCUCUCGGAAGACUCAAGCCGCCACCAGCUGCUGCAGAAGUGGACGAGCAUGUGGAGCUCGGCGAGUGGGGACGCGUCGGUGGUCGGGGCGGAGAAGGCGCCGAGCGAGGAGGAGGCGGCGGAGGUGGAAAACCCGCUGGUGUUCCUGUGUUCCGGAUGCCGGCGGCCGCUGGGCGACUCGCUGAGCUGGGUGGCCGGCCAGGAGGACACCAACUGCAUCCUGUUGCGCUGUAUAUCCUGUAACGUUUCUGUGGAUAAAGAGCAGAAGCUGUCCAAAUGGAAAAAUGAAAAUGGUUGCAUUCUUGAGACUUUGUACUGUUCCGGCUGCUCCCUCCACCUUGGCUACGUGUACAAAUGCACACCCAAGCAUCUAGAUUACAAGAGGAACUUGUUCUGCCUCAGCGUGGAAGCCAUCGAAAGUUACACUUUAGGGUCCUCUGAGAAGCAAAUUGUGUCAGAAGACAAAGAGCUUUUUAAUCUUGAAAGCAGAGUUGAAAUGGAAAAGUCUCUGAAACAGAUGGAAGAUGUCUUGAAGGCAUUACAGACCAAGCUGUGGGAGAUCGAAUCGAAAUUGUCCUUUACCAGCAAUAGCUGAACUUGGUUCCAUGGCUGCCUCUCUUACUCUCACAGGAGAAGGUGUGCAGAGUACUUCUGCAGAUCUACAUUAUGGAUUGUCCCCCACAUUAGAAUUUUAAAGCUAGUUUAUGAUACCUGCUGGAAUUGGAAUUUAGGAAUUUUCAUUUUGAUAAGAAACUGGGAUUUUUCUGAACUAUUCUCUAUGUCAAAAUCAUUAUUCUUGACUUCCUCUACUUUUAUAACUUGCUUUCACCUUUAAUAUGUGGAAUAAUAUUGAAUAGUGAAUGGUAAGAACUUAGUUUUUUCCACCUACUUUGAAAACAUGCUGCAAGCUUUUUGGAAAAACUGGUUAGUUGAAUUAUUUGUUAGAAUUCUUUGAAAACUUGUCUGAGAACAGAAUAAAAUACACACACACACACACACACACACACACACACACACACGGGGUGGAGGCGUGCACACACAGGAUUCCAUUUUGUGCUGCUAUAUGUUUAAGAAAAUCUGAAAGAAUAUUUAACACAGUCACUUAUUUCUGGGGUUAGGAUCCUAGGGGAAUGUUUUUGUUUUUCCAUAAUGUAAGACUUUUGUAGUUAGCAUAUUUGGUGUGUGUGUGUGUGUGUGUGUGUGUGUGUGUGUUUUUGA